AUGACCAUACAAAUUGAUGGUUAUGCUUGGAAUCCAUGGGUUUUGAUCAACGCAGAAGGAAACAAAUCUCGAGUGAAGGGUGUUGUUCCCGAACUAUAUAACACUAUGAGAAAUUUCAUGGAUUUCGAGUAUGAUGCGAUAGUUCAACCAGAUUUAAUGUUUGGAACUAGGCUUGCAAAUGGAACAUGGAAUGGCAUGAUUGGAGCAACAAUUUCUAACAAAACUGAUUUAUCUGGACCAUAUUUUAUGAACGAACAAAGAGCCGGGGUGAUGAGUUUCGCUACUCCACUCAGUUUUUCUCAGCUAGCUCUCAUAUCUGGUAUGGUUCCUUCCAGUAAAAGUCCAUUCAUGAUAUUCGAAAUAUUUCCUCUAUUGGCUUAUUUGCUUGUCAUCAUUUGUUUACUUGGUGUGACUUGCACGACUAGUUUGAUUUAUUUUUCUCAGCCCGAAGUUAAUAAACGAUCGAAAUCAGAAGUCUUCAUGAAGUAUAUGUGGCUGUUUUAUGGUACCCUUUUAGGAAAAGAUUUUGGAGGAAGCGAUAGGUGGUACUUGAAGUACACAGGACAUAUGGUGAGUUUCCGAAUGAUGUCAGGAAUGUGGCUGAUUUUAAUGUGCGUGGUGUUGAUGAAUUUUUACCAGUCUACAAUUACGUCAACAUUUGCAAAUGAGAAGAUGCACCCUAAAAUAGAAACUAUGGAGCAACUGAUGCAAAACAAGGAUGUGAGAGUGGAGACAUUCGAAAAUACAUAUCCAGAAUCAUGUUUCAAAAACAAAUACAAUGUACUAUAUGCAUCAAUUUGGCAACGGAUGGCUGGUAAUUUGGAGCCAAAUCUUAAUGAUUUUAGAAAGAUUCCUCCAUGGAUGGAUGAAGUUGAAGAUGGCAAAGUGGUCUUUUUUAGUGAGAAUAUGUUUAUGAGAGCUCUUAUUGGCGAGAGAUUUAGACAAACUGGAAAAUGCAAUAUACGUGCCACUCCAAUAAGCUUCUGUUCUGCAUAUAUUGCAAUAGCUUUCAAUAAACAGUUUUCGAAAGUUGUAAAGGAACAAUUCGAGCAGAAUCUUCUUAAAUUCGUGGAAGCUGGUCUUCUCCACAGAAGUUUUAUAGCAUCAACUUUGUAUUACGAUAUCUGCACUCAGGCCAAGAAUCCUGCUACUAAAGCUUUAUCUUUGAAAGAUUUAUUUGGAGCUUUCUGUUUGCUGGCUUUUGGGAUGAUUAUAUCGUUAUUAGCAUUUACGAUAGAAAAAGUGUACUACAGAACUAGAAUGAUAUAG
This is a messenger RNA of Parasteatoda tepidariorum (common house spider), 1269 nucleotides long. RefSeq lists its product as uncharacterized. Gene Ontology annotation, cellular component: membrane. Gene Ontology annotation, molecular function: ligand-gated monoatomic ion channel activity. NCBI's taxonomy places the organism in Eukaryota, Metazoa, Arthropoda, Arachnida, Araneae, Theridiidae. The record is from RefSeq and is a predicted model, not a curated record.